Messenger RNA from Clupea harengus (Atlantic herring), 1911 nucleotides. RefSeq names its product RAB34, member RAS oncogene family a (gene rab34a). Gene Ontology annotation, molecular function: GTPase activity; GTP binding. Lineage: Eukaryota; Metazoa; Chordata; Actinopteri; Clupeiformes; Clupeidae. The record is from RefSeq and is a predicted model, not a curated record.
CAUUGCAUUCCUCUGACGCCAGGGGGAUAGGGCGCGCUCCUGAAGAGGAAAAACACUGGAAUCUGCUGAAAAAGUCGAGAAGUGUGUACAACCCCUCAAUUUAAUCGAAGUCAUCUGUCUGCCAUCUCAUCCACUUCCGUGGGCUAAGGUUUUCGUUUUUCCUGUAGUCUGCAUAGAAACCUAUGGCCAGUGCUGUGGAUAUGCGCUGAAGCUGACUGAGGAGUCCUUUUGAAUUUUUUGGGAACGGCACACUUUUCUUCGUGUAGUGGAAGAUCCACCGAGAUUUAUCCACGCGGACAGCGGAAAAGAUUCAUUUUGAGCUGCCGACAUGAGUGUGCUGCCGCCCAUUCGGAGGGAUCGGGUCAUAGCCGAGCUGCCUCCGUGCUUCAGCAAAGAGGCUGCCCUGCACACCAAGGAGGAAUUCCACCCCAAAGUCAAGACAGCGUGCCAGGAACAAAAGACUGGCACAGUGGGCAGGUUUAAGAUCUCCAAGGUCAUUGUCGUGGGUGACCUUGCUGUGGGCAAAACCUGUCUGAUUAAUAGGUUUUGUAAGGACACUUUUGACAAGAACUACAAGGCCACCAUAGGCGUGGACUUUGAGAUGGAGCGGUUUGAGGUCCUGGGUGUCCCUUUCAGCUUGCAGCUGUGGGAUACUGCAGGGCAGGAGAGAUUUAAAUGUAUUGCCUCUACAUACUACAGAGGGGCUCAAGCGAUCAUAAUUGUGUUUGACUUGACGGAUGUGUCAUCGCUGGCUCAUGCCAGGCAGUGGCUGGAAGAUGCGAUGAAGGAGAAUGACCCGUCCAGUGUGAUGCUCUUCCUGGUUGGCACCAAGAAAGACCUGAGUUCCCCUGCACAGUAUGGUCAGAUUGAGGAGGAUGCUGUGCGACUCUCGGAGGAGAUCAAAGCUGAGUACUGGGCUGUCUCUGCUCUAUUAGGAGAGGGCGUGAGGGAGUUUUUCUUCCGUGUGGCGUCCCUAACCUUCGAGGCCAACGUCCUAGCAGAGCUGGAGAAGAGUGGAUCGCGACGCAUCGGGGAAGUUAUUAAAAUCACCAGCAAUUCCAGCAACACACACACCACAUCCAAGAAGAAGCACCCUAACUGCUGCCAAUGACGGAGAUCAUUCUGGAAUAUAUUCACUGAAUGCUAUAAGCGGAGAGCAUACCAAACCCAGACACGUGUUCCUUCCUGCAUAGGAAAGGUCUUAAAGGGGGGGUGACACAAUGACAAGAGUGUUUACCUCUCAAAAAAAUACAAAGAAUUUUAGGGGCUGUCCAAAGACUGAGAUUAUUUAUUCGAUCUGUUUUUGUUCGUGAGGUUGGAAUGUCAGCUGGCCUGGUGAGAGGUGAUGUGUUUUUUUUGGUCGCCGCCCUAGUUUUUGUCCCACAUGUGGUGAACCCUGAGAGUGUUAUGCAUAAGCAUUUGAGAGUUUAAACAGCAUUUUUUUUAUUUACUUAUUUUAGUAUCAUAUAAAUGGUAAGGAGUUGGUACUUUGCAAGUGUGUAUCCUUUAAAAAUGGAUUGUUUUUGCGUUGCAUCUUUAGACCAAGUUAAGUUGGUAUGCUAUGAUUUCCUGUGUGUCCAAUCAAUAUUUAGGUACAAAUACAAUGAGGGAGGUCCUGCAGUGUACUGAGAAGUAAUGUAAAGUUAAAAUGGUCCACGCAAAGUUUGUGGAUAACCAGAGCAAACUAUACAUUACAUAUAUGAGCUUACUGAGGAAAGUGGCAAUUGUUUACAGCUUUAAUAAGCCAUCAAAUGAGAGAUGCAAUACUACUAGUUAUGUAAUUAGAAUAUGUAGUUUGAAUAAUAUUUGAAAGUCCCUCCAUUUUUGCUUUUUUUUAUUUUUGUCAAGUUAUGCAAACAUCACACAAGACUGCUAAAGAAAAUAAAGAUAACCUUUCUGAGGUAAUGUCAA